This is a messenger RNA of Cavia porcellus (domestic guinea pig), 5933 nucleotides long. It is a transcript of the gene Cep15, whose product is annotated as centrosomal protein 15. The record is from RefSeq and is a predicted model, not a curated record. The transcript has 6 exons. Bases 579 to 956 code for a protein of 125 amino acids. Lineage: Eukaryota; Metazoa; Chordata; Mammalia; Rodentia; Caviidae.
CGCAGUAGGCACGGUCUUUGGAAAGUCCGGGAGGCGGGAGCAGUGCGUGGAGUCCGGCGGGGUAGAACUGGCUGCGCGGAGCGGAGGACCGAGACGCAGGUGAACAGAGCGGGUCAGGAGGCUAUGCCGGGGAAAGUUUAGGAGUUUUUCCGGUUUAUCCGGACGCGGGGCGGUUUUAGGAAAGCUUAAGUGGAUGAGACCCCUGGAUUCGGAAGGCUCAGUUUUCCCUGACUGGGGUUAGUCUGAAGCGCGGACUGCGGCCGUCAACCCCAAAGCGCCCGGCCUUCCGCAAGCGGGCAGGAAACGAGAGAUGGCGUCGCCGGCUGGCCUUCAGUGAUCUCAGCGGGAAGUAGCUCUCAGGCGCCGCCAGCUUUUGCGUGCUUUCGGGGACGAGCCUUCGAGCUUGGCGUGCAGAGCAUUUCCCUGAACCUCUGUCUGUCCCUGUCGGUCGGGGCGCUGUAACCAGGAUGAGCUCGCUCCUGGUGGAAAUGCAUGGCAACGGGUUUCCCUAAACUCUGCAAAGAAGCGCUGCGUAGCCAGGGCAAGGUGAAGAAAGUGUACCACAGCUUUGAUUAAAGAUGACCUCCUUGUUCAUUCAAGAAAUACACCUUUUUAAAAGACAUGAAAAAAUAGUAUCACAAAGAUUAAUGUUACUUCAACAAAUGGAGAAUAAAUUUGGAAAUCAAAAUACAGAAAAGGCUUCUCAGCUUGCAACUGACACAGCUUUCAAAAGGAAUCUUAAUCUUUUAAGGGAUAUGGAAGCAGCUGAAAAAUCUUUGCAGAGCAAGAUUCACCCACAUCUACCACCUGAGGUGGUCUCUCUUGAGACUCAUUACUGGGCAUCAGUAGAAGAGUAUAUUCCCCAAUGGAAACAGUUUCUUUUAGGACAAGCAUCAUAUCCUACUGGUAUUGAAAAUCAAAAUAAAUCAGAAAACACCAUUCUAAAUGAAGCAUAGUGAUAACUACUUCUUCAUACACUACCUUAAUAAAGCUCAUUUUUAAAGAGCUUUUAGGUAAUUAUAGGAACAUUAGGAAUUGAAUAUGUUGAUGCUGUUUUGUUAACUCUAAAUGACAAUGAAGAUAUGAGAAUCUGCUGAGAAGUUUAUGAUUAUUCCUAGUAUUCAGGAUCAUGAGUUUGCUUCCUACCAAACCCAUGGAAACUGUUAAAAACUAGUAUUAAAUCUUAUUAAAUAAAUUAUUGGAUCAAUUUGUGUAUGUUAUUUAAAAUAUUUAGUCAUUCUAACCUAAAAAAGUUGAUUCAGAUUUUAAGUUAAGAAUCUUUAACUAUAUUAAUAUGGGAACAUGGUACAGGAUCUUGGUCAUUAUGUGUUUUCCAUUACAGUUUCUUUUAACAAAUGAAAAAGCAAUGACACUUAGCUGCUUUAGUAUACAGUAUUUAAUACUUACCAAAAAAUAAAUUCCUAGAAUUUUGUGCCCCACAGAUAAUCACAACUCUAAAAGUUCUAAAGAUGGAAAGACUAGAACUGUAAAGCAUUCAAAAGUAGCUGGUUUCAGGAAGGUUCAAAUUUAGUUUUGGAAACAGAGACUUUAUUAGAGUUAGGAAUGGUUAUUGGACAUUAAGGCUUGCCACCACUGUGAUGCAAAUAGCCCCUCCCUCAUCUUUUCAUCUUUAAACAUGUUCUUUCCUCUCCCUUCUAUUUUCAUUAUUUCUGAAAAAAACUGUCGGAAAGCUUUGGGCCAUAAUCCUGAACAAGUUUAAGAUUCUUCAGUCCAGCAUGGGGGAAAAAAUGAUAAUUUUCUAACUGUAGAAUCCGCAUAUGCUGUAAAACUAUUUCUGUGUUGUAUUACAGUGAACUUGUUUUAAACUGCAAACUGGUGUUUUUAAGAGAAGACAGUAGGCCAAGCUAGAAAAUAAAAUAUCAGUACCACAAACAAAACUUACCUUGAAACACCCAUUGUAAGUUCCUUUAAACGACCAUCUUGGAAAUAUCCUGUUGAGUGGGUGUUCAUGUGGGAAACAAUAGUGUUGUUUUCAUAAUAUAUGCUGGCAGAUUAGCACACUUCUUUACAGUGUUAACAGUUGUAAUUAAGGAAUAAACAACACAGGGUGUCAGUCUGAUGACAAUUUCAUCUAUAGUGUCAUAAUAAAAAAAAUCACAAAAUAUUAGAACUGUUAUGUAACUAUAAAAAUUUAAAAGCUGAAAGCAUUUUUUAAAAAUAAGACCAAAAGAAAAAAAUAAGGCAACUGAUGUAGCAGCCAGAGCAGUUUUAUACCAAGGAACAUGAAGAAGUUGUGUUGUUUUUUUUUUUCAAUCUUUCCCAGCAUAUGCACAUAAGAAGGUGAGUGAAGCAAUGCGAAACUUAACUUCUCUUUAGUCAAGUGAAAAAAAGGCUAAACAUUCGUUAGCUAGUAAAAUAUUGUGUCAAGCAAGUAGGCAUAUUCCAAAAUUAAGAAGUUGAUAUGUUAACAUCCUCAAAUAUUUAAGCAUACAUUUCCUUUCAGAUCUGUAAAUUAAAUCACCAGUAGAUUAGAUUAAAAUACAAAUGAAUGGCAUUUAACCACCUUAGAAAAGGUUUGGAUUUUUUUCUCCCCAAAUUGACUAACUUGCUAUUUUUUAUUGUUGUGUUUUCUUUUAAGUAUAAAUCUAAUAUACUCUGGGUUACAAUUUAAGCAGAAGUGGAGAUAUUUUUAGGCUUCAUUAUACCAUCUUUUGCAUUUUAGUUAAUACUUAAAAGCCUCCUGGAAAUGACUUUAUUCCUGGUCCCGUAGAGCCCCUCUACCCUACCCUGCCUUGUAGAUGGUUAGCAGAUUGCAACACAUGGUGUCUGUUAAAAAAAAAAAAAAAUUCUCAUAGGGACCUAGAUAGCCCAUUAAAGGGCUUUAUAUUCUCAUGGCCAAUUAGUUUUACAUGAAUUUCCAAACAACAUUUCCUGGGAGGAAGGGAGGAAUAACAUAUAUAAAGUGUGUGUGUGUGUUUGUGUGUGUAUUUUUUCAUCAUUAGUAGAAAUCAGACAAGGAAAAAGAAAUACCAUCUAGUCAUACCUUCUGCUUUAAAUCAUUGUAACUACUGCAUUAUACUGGAUCCAUUUACUAUCUGCCAUAAAAACUGAUUUUUUUUAAAGAAUUUAAUAGAGUUUUCAAAAUAAAAGUCAUUCAAAGAUUUUUCCUCCCCCCCCCCCACCCAAAUUCUUUCUUGGAUUGUUUUGACUGCAAAGCUCAUUUUCUUCUGAAACUCUUCUAGUCUAUGAAAUUAUUAAACUAUAAAAUGCUAAAGAUCAGAAGACAGCCAUUUUCUCUCAAACUUCAAAAUUGUAAAUUUUAAGUACUAAGGAAGAAUAGUAAUACUCUGGAAACCAGACAUCUGGUCUUUCUUGUGCAUAGGAAAUGGUGUGAAUGGAUGUCACACAGACACAGUUUUUCUCUGCAUUAUGCAAUGUUUUACCUUGUCUGCUUAAGUUAAUGAUCUGUAACUUCUUUUACAGUUUUGAUAUUUUUACAUCAUUCCCCUUUUUCCAUUCAAAAAAUAAUAAAGUGAAUAUGUGGGCAUAUUUAUUUUUGAAUUUAAACGUUUAGAGAUUAUUUUGUCACUUUCUACAUAAUUGGAGGUCUGUGAGAAAGAAUGAGAGAGAGAGAAAGAGGAACAAGUUUUGACAUUACCAGUGUCAAAGGAAGAUACCAGACUUUAAACACCACUAUGAGCCAGGCUCAAGUGCAUAAAAUUUAAUGCAAAAGGCCCAUGAAUUUGGUUAUCUACAAAGUAUAUUUUCCAUUUAUUUGUCUUUUUAUCCUAAGCCAAUUCACAACCUUCUAUGUUGUUUUUCUUAAGGAAAGUAUUUUACUGAAAACAAAAUAAAUUUUCUAAUCUUACAGAAUCCUUUUCAAGAAUUGCUCUACAUAAUUGCUGCAUGUUUUAAAACAUUCUUCAACCAUCAUCUGUUUUUAACCUCUUCCACUUUAAUUAGGGUAUUUGAGAUAUCUUUCUUUGAGAAUUGUGAACCAGAAUCUAUGCACAAGUAACAACCAGGGGGUGGUUGCCUGCAGGAAAGGGUCUAGAGGAUAUGGAAGUGACAAGGAAGAGAAAAGAGAUUACUUGAGAAAACCUCAGGUUGGAAUGGGCACCAUCCACCUCCCAUGUUUUUGUUUCUCUCAUAAUUUAGAAGUUAAUUCGUCUACAUGGGAAAUUUAAUUCCCAUUGCUAAUAAAAGAAUAGAAUUUUCUGAGACAAACAGGGAAAUGUCAAACUUGAAUAAUUAAGGAGAGGAUUGAUUUGUACAUUUGACACCUGGUAUUGUGCUUGCUCUUUCUAACAAACUGAGAUUAUAUCCUUACUAAAAUCUAAGAAAAGGAAAAGGACUCCAACAAAGCAAGAGGCUCAGAAUGCUUCCGGACAUCACCUUACUGUGCAGAGUCAAGUUUCCCUGCUUUCUCCUAAGUUACAGCAAUGUUUUAAAGUUCUUGUGAUUUUAAAAACUCAAAAUUUAUUUCUCAGACAAAGACAGAGAAAGAGAUGCUGUGAACAUAGACUGUAGAUUGACCACACUAAAAUAGUUGUGUUGAGAGAGAAUCAUAAUGUACUUAUUUUAGAAUGUGAUGAUUUGAUGUGUUCCUUUUUUUAUGGGGAUUGGUCAUUUAACUUCUCAAGUUGAAGUAUUUUUUUCAUUAUUCCUUCCUAAGAUUAAGUUUCAAUGUAGAAAUUUUUGAUAUUUUGCACAAUACCACUUUAGCGAUAAUACAAAGGGAAACAAAAUUCUGCUUGUAUAUUUUGCCUAAUAGAUUUCUAUUUUCUCAUCCCCAAAACUAAAUAACAACAGCAACAUUAUAGUACAGGAGAUUGAACCCAGAACCUUUGCACUGAACUUUACUGUGUAGCAGGUACAGUUGUACCAAAAAUAUAGCAAGGAAUAAAACAAUCCACAUCCUCUUGGAAUUUGUUCUGGCAGAGGCAGUAGGUAAAAAGGGUUGAAGGUAAAGGUAACAACCACAAAAAUAUGUGUUAUAAACUAGAUAUUGUAAUAAUGAAAGUGAUAGUGCUUAAAAGGAUGGAACAACUAAGAUGGGGAAGGAAAAAAGGAAGAAAAGAUUGUAUGUUGGUAAACACAUGAAUGUAUGUAUGGAUAUGUAUACUAGAUGGAUAGCUAUACUACUAAUCUCAGUUCAUCAAAAAAAAAAAGUGCUGUCAUGAUCACUUUUGUGUCCAGAUUUUGGAACCUGAACAACUUCUAAGACAACAAUGUGCAAUAUAUUAACUAGUGUUAAUUCGCUACUUUUUUUGUGUGUGUGUUUUUCAUUUUGAUCGGUACCAGGGAUCAAACUCAUGACCGCCUGCUUGCAAGGCAGGUGCUUAUGCCGCUGAGCUAAAUCCCCAGCCCUUAAUUCGCUACUUUUUUAAAAAAUUCUGUAUCAUUUCUUUUUUUGUUUUGCUUUUUUAAAAAAUAAAAAAAAAACUUCCAAAAUAUCAAUGCAAGAAAACAAACUUCAUCAUCUUCAUCAUUGCUCAGAUGUUACAGCUAGAACAGAAUUUUUUCCUUUUCAGUGAUCUGGAGUUGAAACUUCUCAGUGAAACAAAAUUUGCACAGCUACAAAUAGUUUGGAAGUUUUAUAAUGAAUGAUUAUGUGAUAAAGAAUACAAAAUUAAAUUCUCACUAUUCUGAUACCUGCUACAAUUUGGACAAAGCCUGGAGACAUAAAACUAAGCGAAAUAAGCUCAACGCCAAGGAUUUAACACUGUUCUACUCUAAGGUACCUAGAAUAAUCAAAUUCAUAGAAGCCAGAAAUAAAACUGUGGUUGAACUCUAUGGAAGAGCACAGAGUUUCAGUUGGAGAACAUGAAAACUCUCGAUAUAGAUGGAAGAGAGAUGCACACAACAUGAACAUGUCAUUACUAAAAUAUGUGUUGAAAAGUUAAUAAAAUGGCAAAUGUUACGCUGUAUACAAUAACCACAAUAAAGUUACUUAUGAAAUAAAACUUGAA